CCAAGUGGGACAGUGAAGGAGCUUGAGAUGAAGAAGGGGAGUCUGUGAGUUCACCACUGCCUGUCUGAAAGGGUGUUGAGCAGUGGAGACAGAACAGAAGGAAAUCUUUGCGGAAAGCACAGGAUGAGAUGGUGGAGCAGAACUACCCGAGUCAGGAUGAACCAAGGAGGGGAAAGAGAAGCCACACAGAACGGAAGACACAUGAAUCCAUCGUUCCUCAAAGUGGCUUCUUCACUGAGCAAGGAGAACAACCAGAAAACAGAGAUGCUUUGAGAGCGUCCACAGAGGAGAAAAGAAAUCAAAGGGCAGAGUCUGGAGGAACAAGCAGUGGGAGCAGAAACAAUGGAAACAGCCCCACAUGCCCCACAGAGGUGAAGCGAUUUACUUGUUUGAAUUGUGGAACGAGCUUCAGGAAUCAGAAGCAGUUUGCUGCCCAUCAGAGGAUUCACACAGGACAGAAACCACAUAAAUGUGCAGUCUGUGGAAAGAGCUUCUGCACGAAAUCAAAACUUCCUGAACAUAUAAGAACUCACACAGGGGAGAAACCUUUCAAAUGUUCAGUGUGUAGUAAGUGUUUUGCUCAGAGGUCAAGCCUUACAAGACAUCAAAGAAUUCACACGGGGGGGAAACCAUAUAAAUGUGCAUACUGUGGAAAGAGCAUCCGUGUGAAAUCAGACCUUACAAGACAUGAAAGAAUUCACACAGGGCAAAAGCCUUUCAAAUGUUCAGUGUGCAAGAAAAGCUUUGGUUGGCAAAUAAGCCUUACAUUACAUAAAAGAACUCACACAAAGGAGAAGCCUUUCAAAUGUUCAGUGUGUGGUAAGUGUUUCUCUCAAAGCUCAAACCUUACUAGACAUCAGAGAAUUCACAAAGGUGAGAGAGCCCAUGAAUGCUCAGUGUGCGGUAAAUGCUUCAGUCAGGAGGCAAACCUUACUAAACAUCUAAAGCUUCAUAGGAGGAAGACACCUUUUAAGUCAUCACUGGGUAGAAAAAGCUUUACUAAGAGCUCAAAUCUUCCUAGUCAACAAAUGAUUCGCAAAAAAAAGUAUACAUGUUCAGCUUGGAGGGAAAGCUAUACUAAGUGGUCAUACCUUACCAAACAUAAAAGAAUACCACACAAAGCAGAGAAACCCUAUAAAUGCGAAGGGUGUAGAAAAUGUUUCAGUAGCAAGUCAGUCCUUAUUAGACAUAAGAGAAUCAUACACAGAUGGAACAAAGUCUAUGUAUGUUCCAAGUGCAGUCAAUGUUUCCGUUCAAGGAGACUGCUUAUUACACAUCAAGGAACCCACACAACACAAAAACCUUUUCAAUGCUCCGAGUGUAGAAAAGCCUUCAGUCAGGAGGCAAAUCUCCUUAGACAUCAAAGAACUCACACAGGAGACAAACCCUACGAAUGCCCUGUGUGUAGAAAAAGCUUCAGUGAGAGCGCAGCUCUUUCCAGACAUACAAGGUCUUGCCAUACAGGGGAGAAACUGCACAAGUGUGAACAAUGUGGAAAGAGCUUCACUCGUAAAUCAGACCUCAAGAGGCAUCAAAAGCACCACACAAGGGAGACGCCCAACCAGGGUUCAAAUCUCAGUGAAGGUUUAGAUGAUGAAUCAAGACCUCAUGAAGGUGAGAACGCACAGCGGAUGGAAACCAUGUAACUUCUUCAAUUAUCCUAAGAAGGUCGCAUCCACACAAUACUUUAAAAGCUUCCCCCCCCAAGGAAUCCUGGGAACUUCGGUUCUUGAGGGAGCUGGCGAUUGUACUAGUAGGUCUAUGAAGUACAAACUACUUUUCCCAGCAUUCUUUGGAUGAAGCCAUGACAACAGUUAUAAAUGUAGGGUGCGAAUGUGACCUCAGACUUGGCGUCCUACUUUUUGGCAUCACAGGAACCAUCCAGAGGGUACAGCCCCCAAACCUUCCAAUACACACACACAAUCCAUGCUUUGAGUGGGUUCUUGUGUCUUU
Molecule: messenger RNA, 1953 nt
Organism: Lacerta agilis (Sand lizard)
Lineage: Eukaryota; Metazoa; Chordata; Lepidosauria; Squamata; Lacertidae
Product: zinc finger protein 501-like
Exons: 2
Coding region: 129-1646 (505 amino acids)
Cellular component (GO): nucleus
Source: RefSeq, a predicted model, not a curated record